Molecule: messenger RNA, 654 nt
Organism: Hordeum vulgare subsp. vulgare (domesticated barley)
Lineage: Eukaryota; Viridiplantae; Streptophyta; Magnoliopsida; Poales; Poaceae
Product: probable NADPH:quinone oxidoreductase 1
Exons: 1
Coding region: 19-654 (211 amino acids)
Cellular component (GO): cytosol
Molecular function (GO): oxidoreductase activity; FMN binding
Source: RefSeq, a predicted model, not a curated record
UAUUUAUACCCAGAGCAUAUGACACGAGAGGAUUCAACCAUGGAAGCCAUGGCGUCAUCGCCGGCGGCUAAGCCCAGCACCACCCUCCGCGUGGCCGCCUUCAGCGGCUCCCUCCGCAAGGGGUCCUGGCACGGCGGCCUCAUCCGCGCAGCCGAGGAGCUGUGCGAGGAGUCCAUCCCGGGGAUGAGCAUCGACCACGUCGACAUCUCCGGCCUGCCCAUGGCCAACCCGGACCUGGAGACGGACGACGGCGACGGCUUCCCGCCGGACGUGGAGGCGUUCCGCGACAGGGUCCGCGUCGCCGACUGCUUCCUCUUCGCCUCGCCUGAGUACAACUACUCCGUCACCGCCACGCUGAAGAACGCGCUGGACUGGGCGUCGAGGGGCAAGCACAAGUGCUGGGCCGACAAGGCGGCGGCCAUCGUCUCCGCCGGUGGCAGCUGCGGCGGGGGCAGGGCGUCGUUCCACCUCCGCCAGAUCGGGGUGUUCCUCGACAUCCACUUCAUCAACAAGCCGGAGCUCCAGGUCAGGGCGUACGAGGACCCGCACAAGUUCGACGCCGACGGGAACCUCGUCGACGCCGAGACGAGGGAGCGGCUCAAGCAGGUGCUCCUCUCGCUGCAGGCCUUCGCGCUCCGGCUCCAGCAGCACUAA